Molecule: messenger RNA, 1313 nt
Organism: Onthophagus taurus
Lineage: Eukaryota; Metazoa; Arthropoda; Insecta; Coleoptera; Scarabaeidae
Product: carboxypeptidase N subunit 2-like
Cellular component (GO): plasma membrane
Molecular function (GO): protein binding
Source: RefSeq, a predicted model, not a curated record
ACAAUAAUCAACGAACAUUCGCAGAAAGUGUUUAAGUUUUGUAUUGUUUAUAGCAAUGGAAAAAAAAGCUCAUAAUCAAAUUGAACCGAAUAAACGAUCUAGAUUUAAAACCUGUAAUAAUUUCUAUGCAAGUUGUUUCUUUGUAAUUUUUGCAAUUUUGAUCAUUGAAGUUUGUGAAACUAAUUCAACUAUUCCAAACCCAAACCAACAUGAGAUUCCAAAUUAUAAACGUUUCAUAAGAUCGGAUAUUUGUUAUAAGGAAAAAUCAUGUAAGUUAGUAUGUAAUCAUGAAUCUGACGUUAAUCUUGACGCUGAAAUCAACAAAGGACUUCAAUUAUUAGAUACACCAUGUAGUGUUGAAUUAGAAAUUGAAGGUUUGCAACUACCUGAAAAUAGAAUUCCUGAAAAUUGGUUAAGCAACAUUGCAACAGAAAUAAAAAUAUUGACGAUAAAGUCUUCUCCCAAACUUUUAGAAAUAGCAAAUGGAUCCUUUUCUUCUCCAUAUUUAAAACGAAUUUCAACAUUGAAUAUAAGAAGUUGUGGAGUAAAAAAUUUUUAUAAAGAUAUGUUUAAAGAUUUGUCAGCAUUAACAACGUUUUGGUUGGAAUACGGAUGGAACUCAUUUACUGAAAUUGAAGUUGAAGAUAAUUUUUUAACUCACGUAGAUUCCCUGACUUCGUUACAGUUCACUUACUGUGAAUUAUCAUCUGAUACACUUAGACGUAUAACAAAUAGUAUAAAUCUCUCAAAAUUAAUAAAAAUAGAUUUAGGUGAUAAUAAAGUUAUAGAGUUAGAAGCAAAUGUUUUCGAUAAAGCUCGAAAUCUUGAAGCUUUAUAUUUACGAAAUAAUCAUUUAAAAUCGCUAGAUGUAAAAGUUUUUGAAAGAUUAUCGCGCUUAAAUGUGAUUAGUUUAGAAGGAAACGAUUUAACAACAUUACCCGAAGGUAUUUUUGAUGAUAUAUCUAUAAAAAGUGAUACUAGCAUUAGCUUAAAGGGUAACAGGUUUGAUUGUAAUUGCGACUUAAAAUGGUUACAAACGAUGUAUUUAGAAAACCCUGAGAUAUUUAAAGAUUCACCUCCUGAAUGUGAAGAAGGUUCAUUUACAGAUACGGAUUUUUGUCCUAACGGUGAAGUGUCAUCAACAAAAGGUAUUUCACCAACCCGAAGAAUAAACGAAUGGAUUCCUGGAAAAUAGACAAGUUAACCAGAAACAUAUAAAAGGAGCGAACUUACGUCUUAGUUAUUAUAACAUUAAUUUUAUAUUCUUUAAAACUUAUAAUUAAUCAAUUAAAUACAGAAUUUUGUAAAACCAA